UCUUCGACAGUAUUUAAUGCGGGACUCUCACAUGCGUUUUUAGAUUGAUGCUCAUACAGCUGCACAGCACCGCUCAUUCAGGUCCGCUAGGUCGAACAGACGCCAAUAUUUCAAAUAAGACGACUCCGCGGGCAUAAACAGACAUGGCCGCCUCCUUAUGGGAGGAACUUUGAAGUUUUCAACAUAUGAUCAUGAUUUCCUCGAUUUGUUUUCUCGAAUGGGUAGUCUGAAAUUUUCGGACGCGCAGGCUAUGCGCGCAUCCUCGAUAUUUGAAGCAUAGACAACUACGAAUGGCCUCUUCGUUCCGUUGUUUGGAGCGGCUGCUGUGCAAAACCGUACGGUGGCGAAUUGGAACGCACGUGUAACUCACGAAUUUUAACGAUCACCAAGCUCAAUCUAUGGAUAUUUAAUAACAAUUCGUGCUUUACAUGUCGUAGUUAAAUUUGCACCUGCUACCCACAACAACUCGUCGAUAGAAUUAAUUUUCGUCACAAGUGUAAACUUCUUUAAGAGAUAAACAAGGGUAUCAACUAGAGAGAAUGUAGCAACGAAACAUAACGCGGAACAGUUCCGUUGAUGAGGUGCAGGCGAAAGAUUUCGGAAACGGUAAAUUGUAUGGCCAGUUCGUUUUUCCUACCCCACCUGAUUUACUUGCCCUUCUCUUGAAACAGAUCAGAACAACCAGAUUCAAGUAAACGAUCAAAUUAACCUUUCGUAUUGCUAGACUGUCGAAAAGCCUUUCUAAGACGCUGCGGUGACGCACUCGGCGUUCUAGCUUUUCUUAACCGGUACGAGCCUCACGCCAAAUAAUAGCCAUGACGUGGCGUCAAAGUCUCUUCGUAGCCUUUCGUUCCAGUUUUACUCCAGCUGUAAUGCCGCAUCAGUCAACUGUGAAGCGGCAAUUUUCUCGUCUACAAUAUAAUCUCUCAUCUCGACCGCUAUUUCGAAAAGCGCUUUACAGACAAACGUUUGGUGUACACGUAAAUUCCCAGCGGUAUCUCCACCCUUUGGUCAUAUUGGUAGCUCGUCAGUUAGCUAAGGGUCUUGCCAUAUUCACGGGUCGUGGUUUCCGAAAGUGGUGGAAAUCGCUGCCGCCCAACAGGCGUGCUUACUUUGCUCAACGCUUCCGUGAAAAUCGCGGAAAGAUUGCCUUAGGCCUAAGCCUCACAGGAGGCCUUGGGUCCCUUUACUACAUAAGCCACCUACAGCGAGCUCCAAUUACAGGUCGUUUACGAUUUAUCGCAUUCAGUGAUGAACAAAUGGCAAAACUUACCGAGUUUCAACAUAAAAUGGAGAUAGUGCCUUUGAGAAAAGAUCUCUUUCCAAUCAACCAUGCCUACGUACGUAGGAUGAAGUCUGUUGCAGAGCAGCUUCUGGCGGGUAAUCGAGACCUACCCCAAAUAUAUGAGAAAAAUUGGUCUGUUUCGGUGAUCGACUCCCCUUUACAAAAUGCCUUCGUUCUACCAAAUGGACAGAUCUACGUCUUUCGUGGAAUGCUUGAGCUUUGUCAAAACGAUGACGAACUCGGCUGUAUUUUAGCGCAUGAGAUGGCCCAUGCCGUCCUCAACCAUAGUGCUGAGAACAUAUCCUAUGCGCAUUUCGUUGACAUAUGCGUAGUCUUCUUAUUGGCUGUCAUAUGGGCGGUAAUGCCAUCCGAUGGCAUAGCUGCCAUAACUCAUUGGUUAUUUAAUAAAAUUGUAGCUCUUAUGCUGCACCUGCCGUACUCAAGAAAGCUUGAGACAGAAGCUGAUACGGUUGGUUUAGAACUGGCUGCAAAGGCGUGCUUUGACGUACGACAUAGCAGCACUUUCUGGGCAAAAAUGGAAUUGUUACGAGAGUUAAAAAAUCAGGAAAAAAUCCCGGAGUUUUUAUCCACCCAUCCGACAGAUGCGAACCGUUGUCAGACACUUGAUGGGCAAAUCGGAGACAUGCUGAAAAAAAGGAUGCAGUGUCGAUGUCCACCGUUGCCAAGGAGGGACCCACGAACAAGCAUCGAAGGAUUACGACACGAAGUUGACAGAGUAAAAAAAUGGCAACAGGAGAUGGAAAAAGAAGGAAUAGCUUAUAUUACUACUAAGCGAUAGUACUUAAGCGGCGGUACACAAACAGAACCUAUAAUAAAGGUCACGCGAUGGGAAAAGCGCUAAAACUACACGGUAACGUGUCGAUAUUUCAGUGAUAAAGUAUAGCACAAAGUAUUCUGUUACAACUAUUAGUGUAAAAGAAAGUUAUAGUGAAGUUUCUCUGUGGUUUAUUCAUGGCGGCUAAUUGGUGCCUACUUGCUACUGGCUAAGUAUCUAUCAGUUUCGUAGUUCUCCUUUAAAUAUGUUUGUUAAAUAAAACAUUAAAAAGAGUCAUUCAUUAUAGUGAUCUUGUCAGUAGUAAAUGGGAAAUCAAUUGCGUCAUAUAAUGAAGUCGUCGCUGCUUUCCUGCUACGCUCGAACAAGUGAAAAUGGUUCAGUCGAGAUACUAGGAAUACGAUUAUUGAUAUAAGCAGUUUUAUUUAAAGGAGUGGAACUAGUAAUAAAAUAUACUCAAUAU
This is a messenger RNA of Varroa destructor (honeybee mite), 2541 nucleotides long. RefSeq names its product metalloendopeptidase OMA1, mitochondrial-like. The record is from RefSeq and is a predicted model, not a curated record. Gene Ontology annotation, cellular component: mitochondrial inner membrane. Gene Ontology annotation, biological process: protein quality control for misfolded or incompletely synthesized proteins; mitochondrial protein processing. Lineage: Eukaryota; Metazoa; Arthropoda; Arachnida; Mesostigmata; Varroidae. Gene Ontology annotation, molecular function: metalloendopeptidase activity.